AUACCAGGUGCUGGCGAUUUGUCUGCUCUGAGAUAACCCGACCUGUCCUAUUCUUUUUACUUCUUUGAAUUCGCCUUAUAGAAUUAUACCGGACUUCGUCUUUUCUAUAUAACACCUUUUUUUUUCUCUAUCCGGGGGGAGAGCUAUUUUCUUCCAUCACCAAAAAUGUUCGGCGCCGUAUUAAGAAGGCAAGGCCUACUCAGGACCGCAUCCCUCAGAUCGGGGUUUAUGCCCUUGGCCAGAUACUAUGCAUCCUACCCGCCUCACACAGUCGUCAAAAUGCCUGCGCUGUCGCCCACGAUGACGGCCGGUAACAUUGGCGCAUGGCACAAGAAGCCCGGUGACACCAUCGCCCCCGGUGAGGUUCUGGUAGAGAUCGAGACGGACAAGGCUCAGAUGGACUUCGAGUUCCAAGAAGAAGGUGUUAUCGCUAAGAUUCUCAAGGAUGCCGGCGAGAAAGACGUCCCCGUUGGCAACCCAAUUGCUGUUCUCGUCGAGGAGGGUGCCGAUAUUUCUCCCUUCGAGUCCUUCAGUCUCUCAGAUGCAGGUAGUGACGUCGCAAAACCGGCACCCAAAGAGGAGAAGAAAUCGGAUGCGCCGUCUGAUGCGGCCUCCGCUCCGGCCCCGACAUCCACCCAAGAGCCGGAACAAUACUCUCACGAAGGAAAGAUCGAGCCCGCUCUUGACCGACUACCUAAUAUCAGCGCUGCGGCCCUGCAAUUGGCAAAGGAGAAGGGUGUCGCUGUUUCCUCUCUCAAGGGUACCGGCCCCGGUGGUAAGAUCACGGAAGACGAUGUCAAGAAGGCCACCUCCGCUGCCGGUCCCUCCGUCUCCCCUGUUGUCUCUUACGAAGAUAUCCCUCUAUCCAACAUGCGAAAGACCAUCGCCAAGCGCCUCCAAGAGUCUUUUAGGGAGAACCCUCACUUCUUCGUCAGCACCCAGAUCUCCGUCACCAAGCUUCUAAAGCUCCGACAAGCUCUGAACAGCUCGGCCGAGGGCAAGUACAAGCUGUCCGUUAACGAUUUCCUUAUCAAGGCUAUUGCUGUCGCUUCCAAGAAGGUUCCUGCUGCCAACUCCGCCUGGAUCGGUGACGCUGUCCGCAAGUACAACAACGUUGACGUUUCCGUCGCCGUCGCUACUCCCAACGGUUUAAUCACUCCUAUCGUCACUGGUGUCGAGGCCCGCGGUCUAGAGUCCAUCUCUGCCAAGGUCAAGGAACUCGCCAAGAAGGCCCGUGACAACAAGCUCAAGCCCGAGGAAUACCAGGGCGGCACUAUUUCCAUCUCCAACAUGGGAAUGAACCCUGCCGUCGACAACUUCACCGCCGUCAUCAACCCCCCGCAAGCUACUAUCCUGGCUGUCGGUACCACGAAGAAGGUUGCCAUCCCCGCCGGUGAGGAUGGUACCGGUAUCGAGUGGGACGACCAGAUCACCGUUACUGGAAGCUUCGACCACAAGGUAGUUGACGGUGCAGUCGGUGCAGAAUGGAUCAAGGAAUUCAAGAAGGUUGUAGAGAACCCUCUUGAGCUGUUGCUGUGAACGAACAAAAUUACGUACUUAGGGGCGUCAGGAAAUGAUUGGUCAUAGACACGGGAUGACAUCCAUUUGUAGCAUUAUGCCGCAUGAACUGUAUAAUAAAUUUUACAAAAGUGAAUAUUGAGAGACGAACCUAAUUUCUACUCUG
Daldinia caldariorum is the source of this 1684-nucleotide messenger RNA. RefSeq names its product pyruvate dehydrogenase. Gene Ontology annotation, cellular component: pyruvate dehydrogenase complex. Gene Ontology annotation, molecular function: dihydrolipoyllysine-residue acetyltransferase activity. The record is from RefSeq and is a predicted model, not a curated record. Gene Ontology annotation, biological process: pyruvate decarboxylation to acetyl-CoA. The transcript has 2 exons. Bases 166 to 1539 code for a protein of 457 amino acids. Lineage: Eukaryota; Fungi; Ascomycota; Sordariomycetes; Xylariales; Hypoxylaceae.